UCAACUAUAAAUGCAACACGAUAGUACACUAUCCGAGGCGUAGAGCACAACAGGUGAGUGGCGGCCAUUGCUGUCUAGUAAAAACAGGUGAUACUCAAGACACAAGGUGUUUUUCCAAACGUUGAAUUCCUUCUGUGAUGUAGCUUACUCAAACAUUAUGGUGAGUCUAGCCGAUGUGUUCACUGAGCCGGAAAGGACUAACUGGCUGAAGGCAUGGCUGGCCAUUCACAUUGCAAAGUCCGGCUUUGAGAAGUUUGCGGAGAACGAGGCUCAACUUCUCCACGGCAAUAUAUACACCUCUAUCUUGAAAAGUGGCGCAGUCGGGUGUAGUGGAUGUCAUACAGCAAACCUGCUGAAAUGCCCUUCACAAGGGAUAUGCAAUAAACGCAAAGCAAAUGGUAUAUGCAAAUCUAUGCAUGACACCGCGUCAAAACAACCACGAAACUGUCCUGCUAAUGUGUGUAAUAAAGUCCUUGUCGAAAUUGUAAAGCAUCAUAGAUUUUCCAACCCUUCGUGGAAAGGUACAAUGGCGAUUCACUGGGCAUCAAAUGCAUGGCAAAUAGCCAAGGCGUAUUUACCUCCAGACGGUUAUAGUGGAAAGAAUUCGGCUCAAGAUACUGACUUAAACGGACUCAUCAGUUUUAUGGUAAACUGUAAAACCUUCGAUAACAAGUUUUCGUUCCCCAUUACUACAGGAAAUACACAUCCACCCUGUAUUUUAACAAAGGCGCGAGACAUUGGAAAAACUGUACGCCAUUCGUCUACGUGUAAGGUCACAGACACAUAUCUCCAUGACAUUUUCGUAACACUGCAUAGCCUGUUGACUGACCCAAAAUGUCUAGCAAACGACGUUGCUGCACAGGAGGCUGUAAGGGAAUUAUCAAAGCUACAAACCGAUGUUCUGAAGCUAACAACACAGGAAAUGGUUGAUUUGUUAGAGGCUGCACACGAUGAACUUAAGAAAGUCGAAAAUAUAACAACUAAGGCUGUCGAUGAAAUGCGGAUUUACAUUAAAAACUGUAGGAAGGAUCUCAAUGCACACAUGGACAAAUGUAAAAGGAAACUUGAUGAACACACGGGAAAAUGUAAAGAGGAACUGGAUGAACAUCGAAAGUCUAUAGAAACAGAUUUGCAGAGACGGUUGAUGGUACAUAACGAAAACACUUUAAGCAAUGUGGUUGACCAUGAUGAUGAUGGAGAUGAUCAUGAUGAUGACAGAGAUGCUCAUGAUGAUGAUAUAGAUAAUGAUGAUUAUGACAGAGAUGAUAAUGAUGAUAGAGAUGAUCAUGAUUAUGACAGAGAUGAGCAUUAUGAUGACAGAGAUGAUCAUGAUGAUGACAGAGAUAAUCAUGAUGAUGACAGAUAUGACCAAGAGGAUGACAGAGAUGAUCAUGAGGAUGACAGAGAUGAUCAUGAGGAUGAAAGAGAUGAUCAUGAGGAUGACAGAGACGCUCAUGAUAUUGAUGAUAGAGAUGAUCAUGAUUAUGACAGAGAUGAGCAUGAUGCUGACAGAGAUAAUCAUGAUAAUGAUGAUAGAGAUGAUCAUGAUAAUGAUGACAGAGAUGAUCAUGAUAAUGAUGACAGAGAUGAUCAUGAUGAUGACAGAGAUGAUCAUGAUGGUGACAGAGAUGAAUAUGAUGAUGACAGAGAUGAUAAUGAUGAUGACAGAGAAGAUCAUGAUGAUGACAGAAAUGAAAAUGAUGAUGACAGAGAUGAUUAUGAGGAUGACAGAGACGAUCAUGAUAAUGAUGAUAGAGACGAUCAUGAUAAUGAUGAUAGAGAUAAUCAUGAUUAUGACAGAGAUGAGCAUGAUGAUGACAGAGAUGAUAAUGAUAAUGAUGAUAGAGAUGAUCAUGAUGAUGACAGAGAAGAUCAUGAGGAUGACAGAGAUGAGAACCUGGUCCUUGAGAAGCAGUUGCACAGCUACCAGCAGUCCCUUGCCAAGUCCAUGGACAAAGACGAUACUCUGAGCAAGCCAGCAAACAUGCCCGCCAUAAAGACCAACAUCACCAGCAGCCAGACCGACAUGGCUGCAAUAAAUUCCAGUGCAACCAACAGCCAGCCUAACAUGGCCGCCAUAAAGACGAGUGUCACCAACACGCAGUCCAAUUUAUUGCCUAAAAAGACUAGCCUCACGAACAACCAGUCCAACAUGACCGCCAUAAAUUCCAGUGUCACCGACACCAGCCCAACAUAUCCGCCAGAAAGUCAAGUCUCACCGACAACCAGUCCAAUGUCAACAACAGCAAGUCCAACAUGUCCGCCAUAAGAUCAAGCGCCAAGAACAACCAGUCCAACAUGGCCGAAAUAAGAUCCAGUAACAACAACAGCCAAUCCAACAUGGCCACCAAACGACCCAACCUCAACAACAGCCAAUGAAACAUUUGAGAUCAGUCAGCGUCAUCAGAGCGAAAGAACAGACCACAAGAAAGAUACGAUAACGUGACUAUUUACACAGCACAGGUAUCUUCUUAACAGGCAAAUACUACUGCAGAUAGAAUCAACAAGUCCGUUGAAAGGUUUGUAACGCCUGCAACCGAAACAGACCCUUUGCUCAUGAAUAAAUACAACUCGCCUAUAGUUGUGAAUGAUCCCCUGCAUAAUCACAACGCUUCUUCAAAACAAUUCGAAUAUAUUCAGUCAGCAGGUUCUGGUAGUUCAUUAAGUCACAUGAAGAUACCUCCUAUAAAUAAAUAUGGCAAAUUGGCAGUGGAUGUAAAUAAAUGUCUGCACGUAAAAAAUAGUCAAAGUCAUAAUAGACAUUCAUACAUUCCUGAAAUAAUAAGUAAUUAAGAUAGUCAUACAGUAUGCGUGAGAGUGUUGAGUGUUUAUAUACACCAUAAACUGAGUAUACAACCACCAUGAUGUUACGGAAAUCAGUGACAGCAGGCAAUCACACAAAGUACAUUCAUUUCAUAACAAACUGUACACAAAUUACAAUAAUAGAAAUGUCUAGUUAAAGAAAAAUACAAGUAUCUCUUUUCUUGAAUCAUGUUAUAAAGUAGAUCGCUAACUUUCUAAUCGUCCCUUUAUUAUUACUAUUCAAAAGUUUCAAAAAUGUGUGCAUUCUUAUCUUAUAGAGAAGUGUGUUGGAAUGUAUUUGGAUAUUUCUUCUAAAUAAAACGGACAUUUAAUGAUAAA
Molecule: messenger RNA, 3141 nt
Organism: Dreissena polymorpha
Lineage: Eukaryota; Metazoa; Mollusca; Bivalvia; Myida; Dreissenidae
Product: protein starmaker-like
Exons: 5
Coding region: 158-2269 (703 amino acids)
Source: RefSeq, a predicted model, not a curated record